Molecule: messenger RNA, 954 nt
Organism: Trametes versicolor FP-101664 SS1
Lineage: Eukaryota; Fungi; Basidiomycota; Agaricomycetes; Polyporales; Polyporaceae
Exons: 4
Coding region: 1-954 (317 amino acids)
Biological process (GO): regulation of transcription by RNA polymerase II
Cellular component (GO): SAGA complex
Molecular function (GO): transcription coactivator activity
Source: RefSeq, a predicted model, not a curated record
AUGUCGCUGUCAUCCACGACCACCAUUAAGAACCAGCUCAGCACCGCGCUGGGCCCCAAAGCCCCUCCAUACUUCAGCGUCCUCAAGGAGUACCUCUCAGGCCACAUCUCGCGGACCGAAUACGACGACCAGGUCAAGACACAUCUAGACAGCACUCAUCUCGUCCAGCUACAUAACACCCUCAUUGUCUCCCUAUUCGACACUUCCGCCCACCUUGCGCCACCCACCCCGCCUCCGGAUGUGCCCAAACUUCCUUCCCGCAAGCGGCGCCGCACGCUACCGUACCAGGGCCCGGACGCGGUGGACGAAGGUACCCUCCGGUCUACGAGGCUGAAGAAGUGGACUGUUGGGCUGGGCAGGCGCGAGCGGGACCGCAUACGCGCCCUCGAGACCGUGGCUCUGAACGAACCGGUUGUCCCUAGAGACUACACGGACGAGAUAGCGGCAGAACGAGGCGUCACAUUGAUGCAAGAGCGCGGAGAAUCUCCCGGGAGUAGACUGCCGCUACAUUUGGCCUCCAUGGCUCGCGCUCCAACAAUGCAACAUAUCUCGGAUCGCAUAAACCUUAUAUCUGCGCAACAUAACUUGGGUGCUCCUUCCCGGGAUGUAGCAUCCCUCAUGAUGCUCGCGUUCGAGGCCAAGCUGAAACAGCUUAUCACACAAGCCCUCCAACUUACAUCAACAUCCCACGCCAUCUCAUCCAUUCGUGCCGCCGAACCACAUUCGCAUAGUUAUGUGCUCUCCGCAUCGUCGUUCGACAGCCUCUUCAGCGUGUCACCGGCAGCCCUCCCGAACAAGUCUGCGACCGCAAUGCGUCUAGCAGUCGGCGAUAAUGACACUACCGAGGACGACGUCAUCCUGAAGAACAAGGACAUGCGGGACCGGCGGUGGCAGCUGUUCGCUCUGCUCGGGGAACGGAGCACGGUGAAAGAGGCUCUUCGGACACUGCACUAG